Trifolium pratense (red clover) is the source of this 2147-nucleotide messenger RNA. RefSeq names its product transcription factor TCP24. NCBI's taxonomy places the organism in Eukaryota, Viridiplantae, Streptophyta, Magnoliopsida, Fabales, Fabaceae. Gene Ontology annotation, cellular component: nucleus. The record is from RefSeq and is a predicted model, not a curated record. The transcript has 4 exons. The coding region runs from base 700 to 1848 and encodes 382 amino acids. Gene Ontology annotation, molecular function: DNA-binding transcription factor activity; sequence-specific DNA binding.
UGAAACAUUGAUGAAUGAAGGGUGGUAAGGUAAUUGUGUAGCAAAGGGAGAGAGAGUGAAGAAGGUACAAGUAAACGGCGCAGUGUCUUCUGUCAAAAUACCGCUUCCCGAUAAGCCCCGUUUCUUUUGUUUUGUUUUGUUUUGUUGGAUCAAACAACAAACAACAAACAACAAACCAACACAUUAAUCAAUCUCUCUUUGUUCUUCUGCACUUUCAUGUUUCAUCUCACUACUACACUUUCAAUUCACUCUCUUUCUCUAUACUACUUUUAUGUUCACAUAUAAACUUUUAAAAUCCUCAAUCAAACUACAAAUUCACCUCAAACACAUAUGCUUCUAUACUUUCUUCUUGUUGGAUUCAAGGUACACUUGAGAAGAAGAAGCAACACAUGAGUCAACAAUUUUGAAAUAACAAACACAAGAACAAGGAGGUGAAGUUUUGAGAGCUACUAAUCAGUCUUUUAGCUUAUGAUAAAAGCCUUAAACAAGGGUUUCUGACUUAGACUGUGAUAUAUCAUCAUUGCUUAAAUAAAUGAUAAAACCCCUUUUAUCACACUAUACAGCUAAACUACUCAUUGAGCCUUAAUUUUCAUCAUCAAUGCAAAACAAAUCCUUAACUUUCUUUUUCUCUUUCUACUAAUUCAUAGCUUAAGGUUCUUCUGUUGUUGAAAAAGAAAGGCAUGAAUACAUGAUUCUGAUAUGGAGAAUGAGAUUGAACCAUGUAAGUUUCCAAGACUUGGAAAUGUCAUAAACAAUUCAAUGAACAAGAACAACAUAGGUUCUGGUAGAAGAAAAAAUGUUGUUGGAGGAAGUGAUUUCGAAAGUAGUUGGCAGCAGCAACAUCAACAACAGAACUCUUCUAGAAUUGUUAGAGUUUCUAGAGCUUCUGGUGGAAAAGAUAGACAUAGUAAAGUAAUGACUUCAAAAGGUUUAAGAGAUAGAAGAGUUAGGUUAUCGGUUACAACGGCGAUUCAAUUCUAUGAUAUUCAAGAUAGACUUGGUUAUGAUCAACCAAGUAAAGCUGUUGAUUGGUUAAUCAAAGCUGCUUCUGAUUCUAUCUCAGAACUUCCUUCUCUCGAUACCACAUUCACGCAAACCGAUCCAAAACAACCAAGUUAUGAGAAUCAAAGUGAGAACCAGAACCAGAAACAGAAACAUAACAUCGACAAUAACAACUUUUGUUUGUCUAAGUCGGGUUGUAGUAGUACUUCUGAGACAAGUAAAGAGAAUGAGUGUAGCAUCAUUGUACAAGAACAAAAACAUCAUCAGAAUAUGUCUCAAACAGCUUCUUUCACCGAGUUACUCACUGGUGGAAUUGGUGGCAGUAGUACUGUAACAAGCAAUAAUGGAGCGGUUCAUGAUCAGAUUCAUGGUCAUGGUGGUUUCUUAGGACAAAUCCAACUAGGACAUUCUUCACAUUCACAUUCUCAUCAAGUUUCACCGUUUAGUGGUGAAAAUGAAAACAACUCAGAUAUUACUCAACUGCAGCAUUUUCCAUUUAUGUCUUCAUCUUCUGAUCAACACAAUGAGAAUCAUGAUGAUUAUAAUCUCAACUUCACGAUAUCUUCUUCGGGCCUUGUUGGUUACAAUAGGGGGACCCUUCAGUCCAAUUCACUUUUACCUCAUUUUCAGAGGUUUUCACCUGUUAUGGAUCAUGGAUCAUCAACAUCAUCAUCAUCCAAUAAUCUACCUUUCUUCAUGGGAGGUUCUGCUGCUCCUCCUGUUGCUACUCCAACCAUGGAUCAACAACAUCUUCAAUUCUCACCUCUCUUCGAUGCUCGUUUGCAACUUUUCUAUGGCGAUGGAAGCCGGCAUUCGGAUCAAAAGGAAAAAUGCAAUAAGGACUGAGUUCUUUAUGGAAGACCACAUUUCCCUUUGUUCCAUCUUCUUUCUGGAACUAUUUUCCGUGGCCUUUCUAUGUAGGAGUAACAAAUUGUGUCCUAUCCUUGCCUUGUUCUGCAAAUUGGAGGGUACAUUGUUCUCAUGUGUUUGGUAUAAUUUCUUCUUUGACCAUUUUGAGUCAUUGAAUUACAUUGAGUAUUUGGAAAUUUCUUGUGCAUCCAGAUUAUUGCUUUUUGGAAAAAUGUAAAAGAAUCUUGAUUGAACUUAUUCUUUUGAUUUCUACAAUUAUUUUGAAGUUGUAUGUA